AUGGGUGUCCUAUCUAAAAAUGAAAAAAGAAUCUCAAAAACUUUUGAUACAAAACACCUAUUAUCUUUAAAAAGAAACGCCUCUCGAACUUCGAGAUCCUACAAUCAAAUUAAUUCGGAUCAGCAUGAACGUCUAAUAACUACUAUUCUGUAUGACAGAUUAAACAAUAACAAUUUAAUCAAAAACAACAUCGUCGCUAUUAAAAUUCAAACUACAAAUUCCAACAAAACUGACAACAACACAAAUAAACUCGUUAAAAUAGGCAAAAUCGUCAAGUAUGUCACCUUAUCAAUUACAACAAUAGGCCUAAUUGGAAUUUACAACCUACAAUUAAAAUUAGUAUACUUGCCAUCCUUAAAUGAUGGCCUCAGCCAGAUAGAUACCCCUAGUCAAUAUGGUAUGCCAUAUGAGGAGAUCUUUUUAAAGACAUCAGAUAUGGUAAUGCUACAAGUCUACGUCUUACGCCAGAGACUCAAUAAAGCUUACAAAAAUAGAAAUAAAAAUAAGUCCUAUAAAAAUACUACCAUCGUAAUAUUAUGUCCAAAUGCUGGAAAUAUUGGCCAUUCAUUGCCAAUAGUCCAAAUAUUCUAUAAAAGUUUUCACUAUAAUGUGGUCAUUUACAGCUAUAGAGGUUAUGGAAGAUCAACUGGCUCACCAAAUGAAUCUGGUUUGAAAAUUGAUGCUCAAACUAUUUUAACUUUUUUGAGUCAAGAUCCUGAGUUUAAAAAAAGUAAAAUUAUCCUAUAUGGCAGAUCCAUUGGCGGCGCUGUUGCUAUCUACAUGGCUUCCUUAGCCUCAAUAACUUUAUCAAGAAAUUUACUUCAAAUCGAAAAUGGCCCACAAGAAACAAAAUCUGUAUUAGAAAAUACCUUUUUAAACAUCAGAAAGGUCAUCCCUUACAUUUUCCCAAUAUUAUCCUACCUUUCAUUUUUAUGCCAUCAAGUUUGGCCCUCUGAAAGAUAUAUCACACUAAUCGAUCCCAAUAUACCUACAUUGUUUUUAUCAGGUCAAAAGGAUGAAAUCGUGCCUCCUGAUCAUAUGUUUCAAUUAUAUAAAUUAUCAAAUUCAAAGACAAAAGAAAUUCACCUAUUCAAAGAUGGUUAUCACAAUGAUACCGUCAAUCAAAGGUUCUAUUGGAAAUAUGUUCAUAACUUUAUUGAAGCAAUUUCUAUUUAA
Molecule: messenger RNA, 1176 nt
Organism: Ascoidea rubescens DSM 1968
Lineage: Eukaryota; Fungi; Ascomycota; Saccharomycetes; Ascoideales; Ascoideaceae
Product: alpha/beta hydrolase
Exons: 2
Coding region: 1-1176 (391 amino acids)
Cellular component (GO): membrane
Molecular function (GO): palmitoyl-(protein) hydrolase activity
Source: RefSeq, a predicted model, not a curated record